UGGUGGGUUGGCCGUGCCAAUGAAAAGCAUCUUUACUGGGGAGGAUCUCUUCCGGGCAUCCAACAGUGUGCAUGUGGACUGGAAGAAAGUUGUCUGGAUAUGAGAUAUUUUUGCAACUGUGACGCAGAUAGAGAAGAAUGGACAAAUGAUACCGGCUUCCUUGCUUUCAAAGACCAUUUGCCUGUAACUCAGAUAGUGAUCACUGAUACAAACAGAUCAAAUUCUGAGGCUGCUUGGAAAAUCGGCCCUUUGCGUUGCUAUGGAGACAGGCAGUUCUGGAACGCUGCGUCCUUCAACAUGGAGGCCUCCUACCUGCACUUCCCCACCUUCCAUGCCGAGGUCAGCGCAGAUAUCUCUUUCUUCUUCAAAACUACCGCCGUCUCUGGGGUAUUCUUGGAAAACCUUGGGAUUAAAGACUUCAUACGAGUUGAAAUAAGCUCCCCCAAAGAGAUCACCUUUUCCAUAGAUGUUGGGAAUGGCCCCACAGAAGUCACUGUGCAGUCUCCCACACCCCUGAAUGACAACCAGUGGCACUACGUCCGAGCAGAGAGGAAUCUCAAGCAAACUUCUCUCCAGGUGGACAGCCUCCCCAAGAAGGUCCUGGAGGCACCUGCUGAGGGGCACUUCCGCUUGCAGCUCAACAGCCAAUUAUUUGUAGGGGGAACAGCUUCCAGACAAAAGGGCUUUUUGGGAUGCAUUCGAUCUCUACAUUUAAAUGGACAGAAACUUGACCUUGAAGAGAGAGCUAAAAUGACAGCUGGUGUUAAACCUGGAUGUCCAGGACAUUGCAGCAGUUAUGGUAACCUGUGCCAUAAUGGAGGAAAAUGUGUGGAGAAAUAUAAUGGUUACUCCUGUGAUUGUACCAACUCAGCCUAUGAAGGACCUUUCUGCAAGGAAGAGGUUUCUGCGUUAUUUGAAGCCGGCACUUCCAUCACCUAUAUUUUCCAAGAACCUUAUCCUGUCACAAAAAAUGCAAGCACCUCAAGCUCUGCCAUUUAUGCAGAUGCUGUCAUGUCCAAGGAAAAUAUUGCAUUUAGCUUUCUUACGGCACAUACUCCAAGCCUUCUACUGUACGUCAAUACCUACUUUCAUGAAUAUUUGGCUGUGAUUCUCUCCAAGAAUGGAAGUUUACAGGUCCGAUACAAGCUGAGUAAGGAUGGGCUCCUCAUUUUCACUAUUGACUCUGGAAAUUUUGCCAACCGAGAGCUGCACCAUGUGAAGAUUAACAGAGAAGGCAGAGAGCUCAUCAUUCAGGUUGAUCAAGUACUCAAACUCAAACACAACUUUUCUGAGAUUGAUUUUAAGGCCAUCAAAUCACUCAGCUUGGGCAAGGUCACAGAUAGUUUGUCACUGGACCCUGAAGUCUCAAAGGCAAAUGCCUACGGUUUCACUGGCUGCCUGUCGUCUGUUCAGUACAACCACAUUGCUCCCCUAAAAGCUGCCUUACGCCAUCCCAGCGUUGCUCCUGUGACUGUCAAAGGCUUCUUGACUGAAUCCAGCUGUGCAUCUAUAAUGGAAGCUGAUGUGAACACAGUAACUACGAUAUAUUCCUCAUCAGAUCCCUUUGGGAAGACAGAUGAAAGAGAGCCUCUCACCAAUGCAGUCAGAAGUGAUUCAGCUGUGAUUGGAGGUGUAAUAGCUGUUGUGAUAUUUAUCAUCUUUUGCAUCAUUGCCAUCAUGAGCAGAUUCCUCUAUCGGCACAAACAAGCACAUCAAAGUAGCCAGACAAAGGAGAAGGAAUACCCAGAAAACCUCGAGAGCUCCUUCAAAGCUGACAUUGACUUGCAGAACACAGUGAGCGAGUGCAAACGAGAAUAUUUCAUCUGAUGGACAAUGCAAUUUCUUCUUACUGUUAUUCCCCUAAUCUUCCUUCCUUUAUUCCUUCUUCCUUUUUUUUCUGCAAUUUUUUUUGAACAUUGAUUGUUUUGCUAACUUCUUUUUCAUUUCGAAAAGACCACUCUGCACAGGAAACACUGACAACAAUCGCAGUGCCUCAUUCUCUGCACGAGAACAUGUUAGUCACAGUUUACUUCUGCAGCUCAAGAGACCUGUUAUUCCACCUUACACAAAAUAAGAUUCACAUGCACACCUGGUUUCUGCUAUGGGUUCCUGGAUGUUUCAAAGUCCCUACAUUUAUUUGUCUUUUUAUCUGGAGACACUUAAUUCAUCACUUUUACACUAGAGCUGGACUAUGUAAAGUAGAGGUAAAGUAGCUGAACAUGUAGCUCUACAGAUACUGGGACAGGAUAGAGGGAAAGAAUGAGACCAAAACGCCUGAUUUAUUUUACAGGCUCAUUUACAACAAUCAUAAAGAACUGGCCAUAUUCUCAAGUGAUAUGAAUUGAUAUAUAUCUAUUGAGUUCAACAGCGUUCCAUUAAUUUAUACCAGUUGAGAAGCUGGUACGAGGUAAGGAAGAAUAAAACUGUCCUCACUGAGCUCCUUCCCCCAGCCUCCUGUCCUUUUACUGUAACUUUUAGGCUUAUCAGUACUUUUCCAACAAUGUGUAUCAACAAUAAAUGUCAUUCCUCUUUCACCUCCAUCUCAUAAGGCUGGCUAUGUAGACCAAACAUACUCUAGCAUAAUUCUAGCUGAAGCAUGGAAAAUAGUAGCUUAAAUCUCCAAGGGUUUUAGGAAGCUGCUAGGACUUAGGUGCUCUAUAUUUGUCUGAAAUGUUAGAAAUGCAGCAUAUACCUGUUCAUGCCAUAUGGAGGAUUAUCAUGCACUGAGGUUAAACACUGUUGCCGCUGUGGCAAAGUAAAAGUACAUAGACAAGAAAAAACAGAAAUAGUUUAAUCUUAAAGAUGAAUCACACCAUCUGCC
This is a messenger RNA of Phaethon lepturus (White-tailed tropicbird), 2821 nucleotides long. RefSeq names its product contactin-associated protein-like 5. The annotation marks the transcript as partial. The record is from RefSeq and is a predicted model, not a curated record. Lineage: Eukaryota; Metazoa; Chordata; Aves; Phaethontiformes; Phaethontidae. The transcript is spliced from 11 exons.